This is a messenger RNA of [Torrubiella] hemipterigena, 2592 nucleotides long. The record is from the annotation of a GenBank genome assembly. Lineage: Eukaryota; Fungi; Ascomycota; Sordariomycetes; Hypocreales; Clavicipitaceae.
ACAGCAAGGUUGCGUCAACAUUGGCGGGGUGGUCAACAAUGUCGUGCCGACCGUUACUCCACGGUUUACCAGGCCGGCAAGGGGCAAUAUGUCGAGCAUGUCUCGGGACUAUGCCGUUGACGCUGCCCGGGAGCAGAGCACCCUAUUCCAAUCAUGCAGCUCAGGAGCCAGCGAUGAGAACAACUAGACGAACUCGAUUAGCAGAACGAAGAAGCAAGACAAUUAGACGAGUACCUCCUACCAUAUCAUCGGCUGCGGAUCCCGAGAGUCGACCCAACGAACAAGAGGCAGACGACAACUUCACGGUCCGAUACUUUGAGCGAACCGACCAAAACACGACGGAGCUUGAGCGCGAGAGUGAUUUUAAUACAUCUCUGGAUUCAUUUGGUCCUGGAGAUGUGAAGCCGUCACUAGACUAUCUAGAAGCAACGCUUCAAUCCCCAAAAGAGAAGGCCGCAUUUGGCAAUAUGAUCAAGCAAAUGGGCGGCCUUUGGAGUGGCGUCAAAAACCAAGGCGAUAUUGACAAUGUUUCAGCUCAAAUAGAAGCAAGGUCGAAACAAAUUGAUAAAGAAAUCGAAGAUGCGACUGAGGGUUUGCCAGAGGAUGUUGUGGACGCCGUGAGAGCUACGUUAAGAAAAAUACAGCUGGAUACUGACGGCGUGUCGGGCGGUGCUGUUGCUGGCCAAGUCUCAGACAUCCCAACGAAACCGUGGACGUUAAAUCAACGACGCAAGAUUUCGAAACUCAAUGCGGCUAUCAACCACGCGCAAUCCGAGAAACGGCGUACAUCGGUCUUCUCUCAAGCUAGCAUCUCCGCGGUCUACAGAGCGUAUCACGCAGGUCGUCUGGCACUCGCCCGAGGAUGGGUAAACGUACCUAUUGAUGUUUGGGACUUCUUGUGGUCAGUUUUCGCAACGGAAGAGUCUGUCAACCCGCACCGUUUAUCUCAUAUCUCCCUGCUUGCCAGGGACAUGAGUGACGCCAAUAUCACCCUCAGUCCGGCUCAGCAAAUCUUGACAAUUGAGGCCGUCUUUGUCGAGGGCUGGGAAUCAAGAGCUAUCGAAAACUGGCGGCGAAAUAUUCCCACGCUUGGUGAAGACAAGGCCGAGACUUUCCAAGAAUUUUGGGAGCUCGGUGUUCGAAUGCACUGCCGAAUGGGCAACUUGGAUCAAGCGCAACGAGCGGCUGAUAAACUGAUUGCCCGACGACUGGAUGCAAGAAUCUUGAUGCCUAUUAUCCGAUCCUGGUGUGAGAAGACGUUAGACGAUGCGCCUGCCCGUGGCUGGGAAAAGUAUCGACAAAUGAGAGGUCUUUUGGGCAAGUCAAUGAAACUCAAGGACUACGAUCAAGUCAUUGCAUAUUUCCUCACCAACGGGCAAGUCGAAAAUGCGCUAUAUGCCUUUGUGGAUAUGAUGAGCGACGGACAAAUCGAUCUAACCAAGCAGAAAUACAUGCCUUCGGUUGUCGCUAAUAAGUUCUUCCUCGGAAAGUGGUUAAAGCGGCUUAUUGGAGCCGGAGACUUGGACGGUGCGCACAAUGUAGUCGAAUUCAUGAUGUCGAAGGGCGUACAGGCCUCGCCUAUUCAGCUAAACGGCCUCAUCGGUGCUUGGCAGCGGUCUGGAAGCGCUGCCAAUAUGGAAAGAGCAGAGGCUCUCGGCUGGAACAUGAUUGAAUCACGAGUAGCCUUUGUUGCGGCUCGCAAGGCGAAAACUCUACAGUACAACAAGCCAGGUCGCAAUGAGCCUGCUGAGUAUCCGCGAGCUACACUGGAGACAUUUUGCAUCAUGGCCGACAACUUCCGAAAGCGAGACUUGCACAGCCGUCAAGAACAACUUUUCGAACUCUUUGGGGCGUCGGAAAUCAGCCCUGAUGCAUUCAUGAUGAAUCAGCUGCUGGAAAGCUACAUCCAAGCCGGUAAAUCCAGCGAGGCGUUGGACCUGUACAACACUUUGGUCGUAGAUCAAGGCGUGAAGCCAGACCCUCAUACAUUCACUGCGCUUUGGAAGUCGCUUCCUGUCAACAGGCUACACAUCAUUGCUCCAGAAGAAGUCGAGGAGCACAUUAUUGACACCCGAAAGCUCUUUGCCCAUAUGGUUGCUUCUCGCGAAGUCUUUGGUUCAGAGGCGAUGCAUGAGCAGCUCGCUCGAAAGAUCCUGCACUCAUUCCGCCGCCUCCAAGACUCCCCCGGUCUCACAAUUGCCUUAGCGACUUUGAAAGAGGUUUUUAAAUUCUAUCCCUCGGAUAUCCUCACCCUGGAGCUAGCAAUUGGUACGCACAAGCUCUCGAGCGACACGCCAGCGCUGCGCAAGGCCCUUAUGAUUGCGAAGCGCGAUAUGGACUUUUCCCUUCUCAAGUGGGCUGGUGACGAGCCAGAGAAGCUUAACGGGCCAGAGAGAGGCGAGGCACUGCACGCUUACCUGCUAAAGCUUUACGCCACCGAGAUUGGUAAUGACAAGGAGGCCAGAAGAAUGAUGCUUGGUGUGGCCAAGGACAUGGGGGUACUGGAACUGCUGCCAGCCAAGAAGGGUGGCAUUGUAUAAAUAUGGAGGGAUACGGGUUCCUUGUACCAUUAACUGUAAAAUCAAGCGAUCU